Messenger RNA from Salvelinus fontinalis (brook trout), 3237 nucleotides. It is a transcript of the gene maf1b, whose product is annotated as MAF1 homolog, negative regulator of RNA polymerase III b. The coding region runs from base 550 to 1287 and encodes 245 amino acids. Gene Ontology annotation, biological process: negative regulation of transcription by RNA polymerase III. The transcript has 8 exons. Gene Ontology annotation, molecular function: RNA polymerase III core binding. The record is from RefSeq and is a predicted model, not a curated record. Lineage: Eukaryota; Metazoa; Chordata; Actinopteri; Salmoniformes; Salmonidae. Gene Ontology annotation, cellular component: nucleus.
GUACAUCAUGGUUUACAGUGGGCGGGAGUUAAAUACAGUGGAUUUAUUACGUUUUCAUCGACGCUGUUGUGUGGUUUGCCUUCAAAUUAUCAGUAUUGCUAAUCAAAAAUUACACUGUGACUUUGCGAAGUAGACAGAAGCAGUGCAAGGGAUCAAGUCGCUUUGAAAAGGAGACUUGAUCUGACAGAAACUGUAACUAGCAAGCUAACGUUAGCUUAUCUCGGUCAACGUAAAUCUGUCCAAAAGGGAUGCCGCUGCAAUCCAAGUCAGAAGGAUUCAGGGGUUCUUUGGACUUGAUGUCGUCUCAUUUAAUCGGCAUAAGAAGUUUUUCGAUAAAAGCUUUAACGAUAAAUCAAUCUCGAACGAGUAUCUUUUUAAAUUGCUGAAGUUUAGGAACUAACUGCUUUGACACAGUCAGUGCUUGCUAGCUAACUUGCAUAACAACAACAAAUCUGUGGCGCGUCCUCGCCCGUUUAGAGAAACAUCAUCAGUGAAAUUGGUAAAGACAUUUCAGUUUCACAAAGAGCGUCGACGUUAUCUUUGGCAGCAAUGAAACUGUUAGAGAACAGCAGUUUUGAAGCCCUGAGCUCUCAACUCUGUGUUGAAACGGGAGAGUCUCGCAUCCUUGGAAGGAUCGAGAGCUACUCCUGCAAGAUGGCUGGUGAUGACAAGCACAUGUUUAAGCAGUUCUGCCAGGAAGGGGAACCACAUGUCCUAGAGGCCCUCUCGCCCCCCCAGUCCAGCGCCACCAGCCCACCCCAACUGGGGAAGAGCAGUGAGGAUGGUGAGAACCCUCUGACUGACAAGUGUUGCAGGAAGACGUUGUUCUACCUCAUCACCACGCUCAACGAGUCAUUCAGGCCCGACUACGACUUCAGUGCAGCUCGGGGCCACGAGUUCAGCCGGGAGCCCAGCCUCAACUGGGUGGCGAAUGCAGUAAACGGCAGCCUGUACUCAUCAGUUGGAGUGGAGUUCAACUCCCUGGGGCCAGAGCUGUGGAACUUCAUCGACCAGGAAAUUAGCCUGCAGGAAUGUGACAUAUACAGCUACAACCCUGACCUGGACUCCGACCCCUUUGGGGAGGAAGGCAGCCUCUGGUCCUUCAACUACUUCUUCUACAACAAGAGGCUGAAGAGGAUUGUGUUCUUCACCUGUCGUUCCGUCAGUGUCCUGAGUGGGUACGGCCGCGGUUGUCUUGACAAUGAGUUGGACAUGGAGCUGAAUGAUGAUGAUGAGGAGAUAGAGGGAUUCACUGAGGACAGGUUCCCCAAAGCUCUCUGUGUCUAACGCUCUCCCGAUGGAAGACGAGCCCAUGCAGGCCAAAUAUGUAGGCCUAUACAUCCUCCCCGUUUGUUUUCUUUUCAUCAGUUUUUUUCCCUUUUUCUCAAUGUUUUGUAGAGCCUGACCCAGAAAGGCAUUUGCGCAUUUAUUUAGAGGAAGGAUAUCCCCGACAAGUGCAUGUUUCACAUCAGCUGGAUCAAAACCAUACCGUGAAGGACAUUUUUGAAAUGCCCAUGGUAUCUAGCCUCCCUUUUCCUAUGAUCUUUAUCCUCCAUCAUUGUCCCUGACUUAAGAACUGACCCUAUGCCUGGUCAUUUAAUGGAAGGACCUUCCUCUGAACCGCAAGGCCUUUCGAACAACAUCCUCGACUCCAAACCAGCCUCUGCUUGGACGCUGGACUCUGAUAGGAACCGUCCCAAGACCCAUUGGACUGGUCUUGGAGGUUUAUGGUCAAGAGAGACCAUGGACUGCUAACCCUGACAAGCACAUUUUCUCUUAUUGAAGAUCCCAGCAAAUGUCAGUGGAGAUGAUUAAGUCCACAGUUCAACGCUAAUUCACUAAUGAAAGGGGAGGGGCUAAUUACAUCAACGUGUAGGUCCAAUCUCACGCUGCCACACUAGGUAAAGGGUGGUACAACGAGAGCCAAUCCGAUUGAGUAUCCAGCUGAUUUCCAUUUGUGACUGCUUCCUCCUAGGCGUGGCUUUUAUGUUCGACAGUGACGUUACUGUGAGAACUGAACUUUCAUAGCACUGUUUUGAAACAUGCGGCAUUAGUAGUGGAACCUUGUAAUAUGUUAUGUUGAAUCUACUGCAAAAAUAAUCUUAUCUACUGCACACGACCUUCUGUGGAUGUGAAAUUGAGAUGGCACUGCCAAAGAGCAAUACAACAUAUCACUUUCAUGAGAUUCACGUCUAUCAAUAACCAUAUUCCCUCUGCAUAAUGUUUCCUCAAUCAUGUCGUAAAACCUGUACCCAUAUUCCACUGCUACAAUCGAACGCAUCCAUUUAUGCUCUGUUAAACUUGAAAGGCUUUGGUUUUAAGAGCAACUGAAUGUAAUGAAUGCGGGCAGCAAAGUCAGUGGUAUUUCCAGUAAUUGUUAAUGUUCUACAGUAUUUUUAGAUCAAAAUACCUUAUGUUCAGUACCUGUUUUGAUUAAACUGUGAAUGAAGGCCUCCCCGGUGGCGCAGUGGUCGAGGGCACUGCAGCGCUAGCUGUGCCACCAGAGACUCUGGGUUCGCGCCCAGGCUCUGUCGCAGCCGGCCGCGACCGGGAGGUCCGUGGGGCGACGCACAAUUGGCCUAGCAACGUCCGGGUUAGGGAGGGUUUGGCCGGUAGGGACAUCCUUGUCCCAUCGCGCACCAGCGACUCCUGUGGCGGGCCGGGCACAGUGCACGCUAGCCAAGGUCGCCAGGUGCACAGUGUUUCUUCCGACACGUUGGUGCGGCUGGCUUCCGAGUUGGAUGCACGCUGAGUUAAAGAAGCAGUGCGGCUUGGUUGGGUUGUGUUUCGGAGGACGCAUGGCUUUUGACCUUCGUCUCUCCCGAGCACGUACGGGAGUUGUAGCGAUGAGACAAGAUAGUAACUACUAACAAUUGGAUACCACGAAAUUGGGGGGGGAAAGGGGGGUAAAAUUAAAUAAAAAUAAUAAAAAAACUGAAUGAAGUUGUUUGAACCAAAAUGUCUUGUCAGAGAGGAGUGGACACAGGCAACAUAAUUACUAAUUAAAAUGGUUUGAACAGUAAUGACUUGUGAUACAAGAUGAGAGAAUGUGUCUUUACACUUAUGAAAAGGUAUAACUAAAAUUGUUCCUAUGGACAUUGAGUGGAGCCUGACCUUUGCAUCAAAAACACUUGCACAUAUUACUACAAGACAUUGGUUACAUUUUAACAACUUAAUGAAUGUGGAAACUACAACUAUUAAAAUAAGUCAUAAAUAGCUGACUUCAGUCAAAUCAUA